Messenger RNA from Fonsecaea multimorphosa CBS 102226, 2181 nucleotides. RefSeq lists its product as uncharacterized. The coding region runs from base 1 to 2181 and encodes 726 amino acids. The record is from RefSeq and is a predicted model, not a curated record. Lineage: Eukaryota; Fungi; Ascomycota; Eurotiomycetes; Chaetothyriales; Herpotrichiellaceae. The transcript has a single exon.
AUGUCGGAAACCUCGAAGAUCACUUCACAACCUGUUGCUCACAAUAGGCUCAAAGGUUGGCUAGGCCGCGAACGACGACGUGUCAAGAGCUCGCCCACGGAGGAGAACACGCCAAAUUGGAAUGACUGGAAGUCGUGGAAGAUUGAACGAAGCACAUUGCUCAUCUUCUCAGUUGUCAAUCUCGCGUUCAUUGGCGGCAUCAUAACGUUGAUUGCACUGUCCAACAUCAAACACGGCUUUGUUGGUGUCCAGAAUACUUCCAAAACAGUCGCCGGAGUCGACUGGAGAAUCAGUCUGACGUGGACGACUUUACCCUCGUUAAUCUUCCAGAUAUACGGACUCUGCGUUGCGGCUGUGGUCGAUGCUUUCGGGUUUCGGCAGCCUUUCAUUGAGCUUGCCCGCGAUGGAGGAGUCGUCGCCAGAAAGACGAUUGCCUUGGACUACGGGUCCUUUUUCCCGGUCAAGCGCGAAUACAAAGCUUGGCGCAAUGGACAUUGGCAUCUCUUCGUUGCCUUCACGCUAUCGCAGAUCCUCCGAGUCGGUCUUGGUCCGCUAGCGGCACACAUGCUGGUCGAGAAAGCAUAUCUCAACAACAAGACCGUGUCAUUGCUGCAGGAUUCUUCCUUUUACUCCACAACCAGCCUCAGCGAACCGAUUAAUUGGGAUCUCUCGCCCGUCAUAGGUGCUGCAUCAUCAACGCUGGUGUAUGGUGGCAGCUAUCCAAGGUGGUCCAACGGAACUCAUCUCUUCCUGAACUUCUCGUCUCCCCAGUUGCCACGCGGCAAUGUCUCUCAGCCGGGCAUCGUGGCUGCGACACAGGCGUAUUUUGCAAGGCUUGAAUGUCAAGACGUGACGGAUGAUGUUGGCGCCCACAUGAUUCGCAUCGAGGACAGUUCUAAUGGUAACGGGGGAACAUGGUGGCUGAAUGGUACCGACCAUGGCUGCUACUGGAGUACGAACUUCCAAAUCUCCAAUGGCUUCACGACAUACUUAAAGACUUGUUCAAACGUUACAUGCGGAGCCUAUGGUAGUUCGCUUUACAGCGGGCGUCUGAUAAUCAUUGGCGCUACCAAUGUGAACUUCAAAAAAACCUUGCCCACCGUCAUCAGCUGCAUACCGACAUACUGGAACUCGCAGGGACAGAUCAACAUGACCCUCGAUCAGGAUUCCCGAAAUCCCAUCUUUUGGUUCAGGGCAAACGCGACCACAGAGCUUAGGCCUCAAUGGUGGGAUUCCUUUGAGUCGCAACUGAAUCAAGUUACAUCCAUCGACACGACCCUUGCAGGAGGGACACAAGCCGACUCUGCCACCGACUUUGGGAGGGUGAUCUUGGACAACGCGCGCCUCAUCGACACAGAGAAAGCAUUGAGUGGAGAAGUUCUCACGAAGUCCUCGCAGCAGGUAUUCGCAACCGUGUACUCGCUCCUGGUCAAUGAUUUUAUGAUCCGACACAAGCAGACACCCACCUCUCUCAGCGGCCAGUUGACCUAUAGUACGAACCGACUUUUUGUUUAUAACAUCAUUAUCUCCAUCAUACUUGGAUUAUUGCUCGCUGUCGCCGCAAUGCUCAUCCUCAUCAUCCAAUAUACAGCAAGCCACUGCUCGAUGCUCCUCGAGGAGCCGAUCGGGAUCAUUGGGUACGCCGGGCUGCUGGUAGACAGCGUCGUCAACAAGAUCGCGGCGGCAAUCCGUGCCGGAGCAAACUACCAAGGCAAAACCAGAAAGGACGCCAUGACGGUCCUCGAUGCACGAGAUGGGACAGAUCCCAUGUUCGUUGCCACGUACCAGGGCGACCAGCGGGCAACUCGCAUCGCACUGCAGCCUUUGGCCUCGGAGAAUCAAUUCAUCGAGCAGCAUUUCCCAACGAGUGGAAAUGGUCAUGUCCAACCACCAGCACAACCAGAGGGUGGGGAUCUACCAGAGCCCCAAAAUCCCGCAUCGUCAGGGUCUCAUGGUAUCGAUCAACAACGGCAACGGAAUGCCGAUGCAGCGCAACCUCGCGAUUCCACCCAAGCAGAACCCCAAGCGGUCCAUCAAACGCAGACACGCGAUGACGACACGACGGAAGCUCGAUCUGCUUCAAAAGCCCAUCCACAGGACCCAGUUGAACCAGAGCCGAACGUGCAGCCGGAGCCACAUGAUGCUGCGCGGUCUUUAUCACAACCCGCAGCAGCCGGAUGA